Heterocephalus glaber (naked mole-rat) is the source of this 677-nucleotide messenger RNA. It is a transcript of the gene Apoc3, whose product is annotated as apolipoprotein C3. Gene Ontology annotation, cellular component: very-low-density lipoprotein particle; intermediate-density lipoprotein particle; extracellular region. Gene Ontology annotation, molecular function: phospholipid binding; high-density lipoprotein particle receptor binding; lipase inhibitor activity. Gene Ontology annotation, biological process: lipoprotein metabolic process; negative regulation of lipoprotein lipase activity; negative regulation of triglyceride catabolic process. Lineage: Eukaryota; Metazoa; Chordata; Mammalia; Rodentia; Bathyergidae. The record is from RefSeq and is a predicted model, not a curated record.
UCUCUCUGCCUCAGGCCCUGCUCUCCACUGUCAGCAGGUGACCUUUGCCCUGCUCACUGGGCCCUCCGUGCCCGCUGUCCUCCCCUGGGGACAAUAUAAAACAGGUCAGAACCCUCUUGCCUUCCAACUCAGUUCAUACCUAGAAGCAGCUACUCCAGGAGCAGAGGUGCCAUGCAGCCCCGGGUAUUCCUCGCUGUGACCCUCCUGGCACUCCUGGCCUCUGCCCGAGCUUUGGAGACCGAGGACGCCUCCCUCCUGGGCUACAUGCAGGACUACAUGCAGGGCUACAUGGAGCACGCCUCCAAGACUGCCCAGGACGCACUGACCAGGGUACAGGACUCUCAGAUGGCCCAGCAGGCCAGGGGCUGGAUGAGUGACAGUUUAAGCUCCCUGCAAGACUACUGGAGUUCCUUCAAGGGCAAGUGGUCUGGAUUCGGGUUCUGGGAUGCUACCCCUGAGGAGGCCAGCCCAACCCCGGCCCCUGAGGGCAUCUGAGACCUCAAGGUUCCAAGUGCCUGUCCACCUUUCCUGCCAGCUCCCUGGGUCCUGUGGCCUCCAGGGCUGCCCCUGAAUUAGCUUGAAAAGGACAAUACUCUAGUGCCUUCCCAGCCCACCCUAGACCUGGCCACCUCCAAUUGUGCUGCUUCCCAAUAAAGCUCGAUGAGAAGCUGCCGUGA